Molecule: messenger RNA, 2371 nt
Organism: Oxyura jamaicensis (ruddy duck)
Lineage: Eukaryota; Metazoa; Chordata; Aves; Anseriformes; Anatidae
Gene: RAB43
Product: RAB43, member RAS oncogene family
Exons: 3
Coding region: 21-683 (220 amino acids)
Biological process (GO): protein secretion; regulation of exocytosis
Molecular function (GO): GTP binding; GTPase activity
Source: RefSeq, a predicted model, not a curated record
AGGCCGGGGGUGGCGGCGCCAUGCCCGGGCCGGCGGCUCCCGCGGGGCCCGGUGGCGGCGGCGGGGCCGACCCGGAGGAGGGCUACGACUUCCUCUUCAAGCUGGUGCUCAUCGGGGACGCCAGCGUGGGCAAGACCUGCCUCGUGCAGCGCUUCAAAACCGGGGCCUUCGCCGAGCGCCAGGGCAGCACCAUCGGCGUGGACUUCACCAUGAAGAGCCUGGAGAUCCAGGGCAAGCGGGUGAAGUUGCAGAUCUGGGACACAGCUGGCCAGGAGAGAUUCCGAACCAUCACGCAGAGUUAUUACCGCAGCGCCAAUGGAGCAAUCCUAGCCUAUGAUAUCAGCAAGAGAGGCUCUUUCUUGUCCAUUCCUCGCUGGAUCGAGGAUGUGAGAAAGUAUGCUGGUUCCAACAUAGUACAGUUACUGAUUGGAAAUAAGUCUGACCUAAGUGACCUUCGAGAGGUUCAGCUGGAAGAAGCUCAGAAUCUGGCUGAACACUAUGAUAAUAUCAUCUGUGCCAUAGAGACCUCUGCAAAAGACUCCAGCAACGUGGAGGAGGCUUUUGUGAAGAUGGCUACAGAGCUCAUGAUGAGGCAUGGAGGCCCUAUGUUCAGUGAGAAGAAUACUGAUAGCAUCAAGCUUGACAGCAAGGACAUUGUAGAAGGAUGGGGGUGUGCUUGCUGAUAUGAGCUAGGUCAAAUCCCUAACUUUACUGGAAUUUAGAUGGUGCUUCACCCUAAUGCUGAGUAGCACAGUAGCCAUAUUUUCCUCCUCCUGUGAAACCAGCAAUUUUGUAGAAGUUAGUUAGACACAAUCCUGUUUGCUUUGGUGUCUUUUUUUAAAAGGGGACUUUUGAGAGGUAGUCCUAAAAGUCAAGCCCUCUGAAAAACUUACUCGACAUUUGUCCCUACCAUUUUCUUUUCUGUGACCUUCAUGCCAGUUACAAAAGUGGAGGAAAAAACUUUGAACCAGAGAUGUGGGGUAGGGAAACAGAUGGCUGGAAAAGAGACUGCCACAUACCCAAAUUCUGAAGCAAUUAUCAUGGGAUUGUUGGCAAAGAAGAAUAGGCAUGCUUGACAGCGUCUCUUUAAAUGCUCAGCACUCCACCAAUGACCAGAAGGCCUAGAAGCAACAGAGUGUCUGAUAAAGGUAUUUCAAUUAUCAGAAUACCCAUCGUUUUGAUUACAGGACCAAAUAGUCAUCUGUCCGAGGGCAUAUGGAUUGCUAGCUAGUACUGGAACAGGCCCAAGUGGGACAGCCUUCUCUCAGGUUUUGUUCUCAUUUUCUUAAGUUAUCAUUUUAAUAGAUAGCAAAAUCACCCUGAGCGGUAUCACCACUUGCUGUCAAGCAGGGUUGGACCAGUUUAGUUAUUUUAAAUACAGUCUUGAGGAGAGGGUAGGUAUAUUGCAUUUGUUAUUGUUUGCACAAGGAUAGCUCCCUUUUUCAAGUGGGCAUCAUUGAUUUUUUUGCCCUCAAGUCUAUCAGUUUCAUUUGAAAUUACAGACCUGUGCCACUGGAAACAGCAACUGGAGAAACCUUGAACUGUCUGGUGGCUGUGAUCUCUUGCCAUGUGCCUAAUGGCCGUAUACAGGGAUAAUUCUGGUCGUACAUUUGGUGUUAUGUUACCCAAGUGUUCACUGCUUAAGUGGCAUAAGUAGGAUUUGGUUGGUUGGUUGGAUUUUAACCGUCUUUUUAAAUACAGCAUGGGUGUGUAUUUGGAAAGAAGACUUCAGAAUAGGAGAAAGCUGCACAACUUCUUGGUUUUAAGAGUCUAGCAUCUUGAGUGAUUACCUCCCACCUUUGUACUCAUCUGCAUCUCUCCCUGUCACAAGUUACUAAUUGCUCUUUAUUUCUUGAAAACUCAGCAGGGAAUUUCUUUCACUGUUGAUCAGAAGUCUACAUUGUUACGUAAAAUAGAUCUCAUAAUCCAACUAGAUAUAGUUGCCUUUCAGAUUCAGCUCUGUACUGCAUGUUGUAGACACAGUCCAAGUAGUGGUGGCAGCAGCCCUUCCUGGAUUUACACUCUCAAGCACCUUACAAACUUGGAUUUGCAAAGGGAGCAGAAGCAGGUUUAUUUUUAAAUCUGCUGUUAAAGCAAAGGUGUUCAGAGGUGCAAGUGAUUUCUGCAAUCCUCAUUCUUUAAAGGAGCUCAUUUACAGAAAGCACUCAAACUGAAGUCACUUGUCCCUUUUGAAAAUCUUGAUCAAAAAGGACCAGGUGGAUUGGUUUGCUACUAGGGCUACACCUGUUUUUAGCCAUUCAACAUAUCCAGUAUCAUGAAAAUCUGGAAGAUUUAAGAAAGGGCUAACGGAUCCUAAUUUCAAUACUAUUCAUUUUCAUACAGAAAAUAUUAAAUCAUUCUUUGGACUUUC